This is a messenger RNA of Tarenaya hassleriana, 493 nucleotides long. RefSeq lists its product as uncharacterized. The coding region runs from base 86 to 319 and encodes 77 amino acids. The record is from RefSeq and is a predicted model, not a curated record. The transcript has a single exon. Lineage: Eukaryota; Viridiplantae; Streptophyta; Magnoliopsida; Brassicales; Cleomaceae.
CAGAGAAACAAGCACGCACACUUUUUCCCCUUUGCUGAUAAUCAUUUGGAGAGGAAGAAGACGAAACAUCAAUCAAAACAGAGAGAUGAUGAUGAUGAUAAAGAGAAUAGAGCUGUGCAUCGAGAUUCUGAAGAUAGCGAUGGAGUUCGUGGUGGUUGUGGCGGAAGCCAUCGGAACUGUCCUUCAUCAGCAUCUCCCCCACCUCCCUCCUCCGCCGUCUCCGCCACCGCCGCCGUUCCUCCGCCAUGGGCACUUCCCUUACUCCGCCGUUUCCGCUCCCUCCUUCCCUUCCCCUUUCGUCAUCGGCUUUCUUCCCUGAACAGCUCCUCAUCUGUGAUCCAAAGCUUCGAUCUUUAGAUUACCCUUUUCGAAUUUGAAAAAAAAGUUAGAUGUAACAGUUGUUAAUCAAUCUCUUCUCCUGUGAAGUUCCUUCGGAUUUCACCAGAAAAAUCUGUUGUAUGAAGAAGUUAAGUUUAUCCCUCUGUUUCGUAUC